This is a messenger RNA of Cervus elaphus (red deer), 817 nucleotides long. Its product is annotated as odorant-binding protein-like. Gene Ontology annotation, molecular function: odorant binding; small molecule binding. NCBI's taxonomy places the organism in Eukaryota, Metazoa, Chordata, Mammalia, Artiodactyla, Cervidae. Bases 62 to 592 code for a protein of 176 amino acids. The record is from RefSeq and is a predicted model, not a curated record. The transcript has 7 exons.
CCUCUCCAACCACUGGGACACCCUCAGCUUCUAGAGAAUAAGGGUCCUUCGAGUCAACAAGAUGAAGUUUCUGCUCUUCAGUUUUCUCCUUGGUCUGCUUGUGGCCAGUCAAGGUGAAGCUCAGACAGAUGCCUCACAGCUCACAGGAAGAUGGAAAUCCCAUUACGUGGCAGCUGAUAACAUAGAGAAGAUCACCGAGGGCGGGCCAUUCCAUGCUUUCAUGCGUUACAUGAAGUUUGAUGAAAAAAAUGGCACAGCACUCUUCCAAUUUUAUUUCAAGGAGGAUGGAGAAUGCAGAGGAGAAUAUACCACAGGCACAAAGGAUGGAGACGUUUAUUCUUUUCAGUACGCGGGUCACACUGAAUUUCGGGUCGUUAGAGUGGAAAACAAUGCUCUCUUAGCCGAUGUUAUCAAUGUGGAUGGACAUGGCAAGAAGACACAACUGGUACCAUUGUUUGGCAUAGGAGAUGAUGUUGGACUAAAAUGCAAAGAAGAGUUCUACAACACGGUGAGAGAAAAAGGGAUUCCAGAAGAAAAUAUCCUGAACUUCAUCGAUCAGGAUGACUGUCCAGAGGAGUGGGAAAAAAAGUGACUCUGACACUUUUAAAGAGUCACUGACCAGACACAUCCUUAUCUCCAUGGAAUCAAGAUCAGCAACACGAAGAUGACUUUCCUGCUUCCUGAGUAACAUGAUCCUUCUCUUUUCACACUCACAUUCCCUCUCCCAUCUCAUCUCUCCUCGUCACUAAAUCAUGUCCUGGUUGGUGUUACUUGACUUCUGAAGGUUUAAAUAAAUCGAUUAAAUGUUUGCCCUGCA